Chiloscyllium plagiosum (whitespotted bambooshark) is the source of this 1665-nucleotide messenger RNA. RefSeq names its product neutrophil cytosolic factor 1 (gene ncf1). Lineage: Eukaryota; Metazoa; Chordata; Chondrichthyes; Orectolobiformes; Hemiscylliidae. Gene Ontology annotation, biological process: superoxide anion generation; respiratory burst. Gene Ontology annotation, molecular function: superoxide-generating NADPH oxidase activator activity; protein binding; phosphatidylinositol binding. The record is from RefSeq and is a predicted model, not a curated record. Gene Ontology annotation, cellular component: NADPH oxidase complex; cytoplasm.
AGCUGAUGUCUGUUGGAAAAAACCUAAGAUUAUUAAAGCCAAUUAAUGCGAACCGGAAGUGAGAAAUGAGAGAAGGGAGAGAUGAGGAAGACAAACUAACUAAUCAGUCAGGUUCAGGAAAGCCCCCAGUGACAGCUCGUUGUGUAGACUGAAGAGUGGAAGAAAACUUCACACCCCUUUGGAGAAGAUUGACAACUUUAUUAUCAACCUAAGAUGGAGGGGCUUUACAUCAGACACAUCGAGGUUCUAGGAUUUGAGAAAAGAUUUGUCCCAAACCAACAUUACGUUUACAUGCUGAUGGUGAAAUGGAGUGACUUGACGGAAAAGCUCAUCUAUCGGAGGUUCUCUGAAAUCUAUGAUUUUCAUAAAAUGCUGAAGGAGAUGUUUCCUAUUGAAGCUGGAGAAAUUGAUUCCAAAAACAGGACUCUACCCCAUUUACCAGCUCCCAGAUGGUUAGAGGGUCACAAGGCCACAGAGAACAGGCAAAGUACUCUUUCUGACUACAUCCAGUCCUUGGUCAACCAACCGCCAAAGAUCUCCCGCUGCCAGUGGAUUCUGAACUUCUUUCAGGUCCGCCCUGACGAUGUGGUCCUGCCAGAUCCACACCCGACAAAAAAGACAGAAACUUAUUUGUUGACAAAAGAUAAAGCAAAAACAAGCAUGUCCGCAAUCACGGGUCCAAUUUUACUCCAAACCUAUCGCUCAAUCGCGGACUAUAAGAAGAAUUCCAAAUACGAAAUGAAUGUUCAGACAGGAGACACUGUCGAGAUUGUGGAGAAAAGUGAAAAUGGUUGGUGGUUUUGCCAAAUGGAAGGUAAGCGUGGCUGGCUGCCAGCCUCUUUUCUCGAACCCCUUGAAAGCCCAGAUGAGAGUGACGAGCAAGAUCCCAAUUAUGAAGGUGAGCCGUAUAAAGUCACGAGUAGCUACACUGCUGUUCAGGAGGAUGAGAUGACUCUAGAUGAAGAUGAACUGGUUGAUGUAAUUCAUAAGUUGCUUGAUGGUUGGUGGGUGGUAAGGAAGGGUGACGUUACAGGGUAUUAUCCCUCCAUGUAUCUCCAGAAGGCAGGCACAGCUCCAAAGUCUGGAUUCGCCACAAACAAAAAGAGCCUCCCUCCACCACGAAGAACGACUAUACGGAAUGCACAGAGCAUCCAUAAAACAGAACGGAAGCAGAUCAGCCAGGAUGUGUACAGGCGCAAUAGUAAACGCUAUCUCCAACAGAAGAACAGGAAUCAACCAGUCAGCAAUAAGAACGUGUGGAAACAGAACCAUGACCCAAGGAAGCCAGAGAAAUCACAGGACCCAGGUGCUAAUGACCAAGACAAAGACAGGCAGCAGGAGAAGACAACUCCAGUGAUUCCUCCGAGACCUACACUCAGUGAGAUCAUGGAACACUGCACUGAGCAAACCAAAAGCAGAAUAAAAUGAAUGCAAUUGCUGAAAGGGGAGAAACAGAAAAUAUUGGCUCUACGUGGGAGGUGUGAUGAAGGAAAUCUGUCCAGUCUGCCUCUGUGCUUACAAUUCCUGCAGUAAACUAUGUAGAACCUACAAUACAACUUCUCCAUUCCAAUAUUAGUACUCCACUGCCUUAAGUUCCUUCUGUAUCCAUCUUCUCCAUUCUCCCUUGUCUGUUGCAAUAAAACAUAUAUAGAGAACUGCUCAAUA